AUGCUGGGCUCAACAGAUCGCUCUCCAGCAGCAGCAGCAAGUGGCGCAAAACCAGCAGAUGCAGCAAGGUGGACACCGGGCCAGCCGGUGCACAUGAGCGCCCAGCAGAUGCAGAGCCUCCAGCAAGCACAGAUCGCUGCUCUACAGGCACAGCAACAGGGCCACCAGCAGGCACAGCAGCAGCAGCAGCAACAACAGCAGCAACAGCAGGCUCAGCAGCAACAGGCCCAACAACAGCAGGCUCAGCAACAGGCCCAACAGGCCCAGCAGCAGCAGCAGCAACAGCAGCAGCAGCAGCAACAGCAACAGCAACAGCAGCAACAAGGCCAGCCUCCGCAACAGCAGCAGCAGCCCGGUGGGCCGCAGCCUCAACAGCAGACACCGCAACAGCAGGCGGCCCAACCCGCCGGACCGCAGUCUGCGGGUCACCCCACACCGUCGCAGACGCCCGGCCCCCAGCCAAAUCAGCAGCCUCAGCCUCCCCAAGCCCAGAACCAGGCGCAAGGUCCUCAGCCGGGGCAGCAGCCCCAGCAGCAAUUGAACCCUGCACAGCAGCAGGCUCAACACGCGGCAGCGCAGGCCGUCAUGGCCAACAACAUGGCCCUGGCCCAGCAGCAAGCGCAGGCUCAGCAGGCGAGGAGGGAAGGAAUGAAGGGGCACUGCUUACUGAAGCUCAUGCAGUUCAGCGAGCACCUCAGCGGCUUUUCCCGCAAGGAUGAUUUGUCGUACUGGAACAUGUUUGUCAACCAAUUCUUCUCUACGAAAGGCGUGUUCCGACACUCUGUUCAUAUCACCGACCACGAGGAUCCGUCGGAUAAGCACGGCGUCAGGAACAUGCAGUGGUUCAUGAAAAAGGCCACCACUGACCGCCCACUCCCUGGCGAUGGACACUGGAUCGAGAACACAAAGUCGAGCCUGGUGUACUGGUUCGACAAUGGAUCACACCUUGUCGCGACUGGUACUGUGCGAGCCCAUUUCGACCACGAGCAAAAGAUUGAGCUCUUUGAGUUUGUCACGAGUGGCCACGAGGAAUACAUUUCUCGGAAAUCUGUUAUCGAAUCAGCGAAACCCGCACACAACUGGGUCAAGGAAUGGCACAAGGUCAAUUCGCAAGACUCGAAGACGUCGCCAGAAAUGAGCAAGAAGGGCAAGGCAAGGCCAUUGAAGUCGCCGCAAAACCCACCCCCAGAAGCCUUGGUGGAUCUCCCUGAAUCCUCCGUUAAGAGGGGCAUGGGUGUUACGGAGGAAGUCUUCCAGUUCCUCGAGAUCGUUGAGGUUUUCGGCCAGAUGAACCCGCUGUUUGGCUUCUCUCACAGCCACCCUGGCAUGCGCCCCUACCUCGCCCUCGAGCAAUACGUCAACCAGAUCAACAGCCAACCCCAGCCUAACAUGAAUGGUCAGCCUAUGCAGCAAGGGCCGCCACGCACCCCGGGUUUCGGGCAGUUCCCGGUCCCGCAAAUGCCGCCAGGGGGCGUGGGAGCGAGCCCUGCCCAGCCGCACAUGCAGCUCCCUGGAUCGCCUCACAUCAUGGGUAGCCCGGCGCAAAUUCAGAUGCAGGCACCCGGUAUGCAGCUGCAGCAGAGCCAACAAGGCACAAGCUCGAGCGGGCCGAGCGCCAACACGUCACCGGCAUCCAACAAGAGGAGACGCCCAUCAGGGGUCAAGACGGAGGACGAUGGUUCCUCGGCGCCAACGCCACAGUCGGGACCUGGUGGGCAGGUGAACGGCGUCGGCAACAAGGGCAAGCCUCCCACGCCGAGAAUGCCCAAGCGAGUCAAGGGCAACCCCGCGUGA
Molecule: messenger RNA, 1794 nt
Organism: Verticillium alfalfae VaMs.102
Lineage: Eukaryota; Fungi; Ascomycota; Sordariomycetes; Glomerellales; Plectosphaerellaceae
Product: PTAB
Exons: 5
Coding region: 1-1794 (597 amino acids)
Biological process (GO): positive regulation of transcription by RNA polymerase II; negative regulation of transcription by RNA polymerase II
Cellular component (GO): transcription regulator complex; nucleus
Source: RefSeq, a predicted model, not a curated record